Trichomonas vaginalis G3 is the source of this 483-nucleotide messenger RNA. Its product is annotated as RNA-binding domain, RBD family-containing protein. The record is from RefSeq and is a predicted model, not a curated record. The transcript has a single exon. NCBI's taxonomy places the organism in Eukaryota, Parabasalia, Trichomonadida, Trichomonadidae. The coding region runs from base 1 to 483 and encodes 160 amino acids. Gene Ontology annotation, molecular function: nucleic acid binding.
AUGUUAUCAAAUCAACGUCCACAGAAAGAUUAUACAAAAUCAAGUGUGCUUGUUAUAUCAAACAUCCCGGACGGAAGUACAUCUGAUGAUUUAUGGCAUCUUUUUUCAGUUCUUUGCGGAUCAGCAUUUCUUGCUGUUAAAUUCAACAAUUCAGAGUCAUAUAUUGCAGUUUUUAUCAAUGUAGAGCAAGCGCGUUUAGCUCAAAAAGCUUUAGAAUUCAUCAUAUUUAAAAAUCAUAUUUUAACUGCCAAAGGUUUGGAUUUCCAGAUCCCUCCCGACACCAUUUUACACAACUACUUCCAGGUAGGAAAUGCCAAUAGAAUUCAGAAAAGCGAACUCGUAAAUAAAAUUCCUGCAAACAAAACCAUAGCUAUUAGCUAUAAGCAAAUCACCGAGAUUUCUAAAAUGCGUAAAUCACGCAAAAUGCUCAUGAAUCAAGAUAAAUACGGCUCAGAUAAUGAAAAUUACGAAAUUAUAGAAUAA